Messenger RNA from Penicillium soppii, 1674 nucleotides. RefSeq lists its product as uncharacterized. Gene Ontology annotation, biological process: amino acid transmembrane transport. The record is from RefSeq and is a predicted model, not a curated record. Gene Ontology annotation, cellular component: membrane. Lineage: Eukaryota; Fungi; Ascomycota; Eurotiomycetes; Eurotiales; Aspergillaceae. Gene Ontology annotation, molecular function: amino acid transmembrane transporter activity. The transcript has a single exon. The coding region runs from base 1 to 1674 and encodes 557 amino acids.
AUGACCGCCGACGAGGUCACCAGUAUACGCAACGCCUCUGGGACAGACAAAAAGGACAUUAGGGAAUCCAAUCCGGACGAAAUUUCAGCGGAGGAUCGUGAUUUUGAUGCCGAAGAAAAACACAGCAAUGGAGAGUCUCACCAAUUACCAGAAUUGCAGCGGAGGCUCAAGAGCCGACAUUUGCAGAUGAUCGCGAUGGGUAAGCAUCUCGAGUUGAUCUUGAUUGCAUUUCUUCUGACAUAUCUCUACAUAGGUGGUGCCAUAGGAACAGGUCUUUUCAUUGGUACGGGAACUGCAAUCUCUACUGCAGGUCCAGUGGGCGCCUUGAUCGCCUAUACCUUCGUUGGAUCAAUUGUUUAUUCGGUCAUGACAGCCCUGGGUGAAGUCGCUACCUAUCUACCUAUUCCAGGAGCGUUUGCGACAUAUGCCAAUCGCAUAGUUGACCCCAGUCUUGGAUUUGCGAUGGGCUGGAUUUAUUGGUUUUCAUGGGCUUCGACUUUCGCCCUCGAGUUGACCGCGACAGGCCUUAUAAUUCAGUUCUGGGAUGACCGGAUUCCAAUGGCUAUUUUCAUUGCUAUUUUCUGGGUCGUCAUCAUUAUUCUCAAUAUGUUUCCCGUUAGUUUCUACGGUGAAAUAGAGUUUUGGCUCUCGAGCAUCAAGAUCAUCACCGUCGUUGGGUUCAUGAUAUUCGCCAUCUGCAUGAACGCCGGUGUGGGCAAAGAAGGCUAUCUCGGAUUUAGAUACUGGGUUCAUCCCGGUCCCUUUAUUCCUUACUUGAUCGAAAAUCCAAAACAGGAUGCUUUGGCUAAGUUCGUCGGAUUCUGGGCCAUUCUCAUCAAAGCCGGAUUCUCGUACCAAGGCACUGAGCUUGUUGGUAUUGCCGCGGGUGAAACCGCUAAUCCACGCAAGAAUGUUCCUUCCGCAAUUCGGAAAACUUUCUUCCGAAUUGUGUUUUUCUUUAUUUUCACUGUCUUCUUUGUCGGCAUUGUGGUGCCAUCUAAUGACGAGCGUCUGACCUCCGACAGCAAUGGUGCGGACGCGAAUGCAUCUCCGUUCGUUAUCGCCGCGAGACGAGCGGGUGUGAAUGCUUUGCCAAGUAUCAUCAAUGCGGUUCUCCUUACCGUGGUGCUCUCUGCUGCCAAUUCGAACGUUUACAGCGGCAGCCGAAUUCUAGUCGGCUUGGCUAACGAGGGCUUUGCUCCUCGAUUCUUCGCCAAAACAACCAAGCACGGUGUGCCAUAUGGCAGCGUCGGUUUCACUGCCCUCUUUGGUCUACUGGGAUUCUUGAAUUUGUCAAAUGCCGGAGCCACUGUCUUCAACUGGUUGAUGCAGAUCGCUGGCUUAGCUGGCUUCAUUACCUGGGCAUCUCUGAAUGUUAUUCACCUGGCAUUUAUGAGAGCUUUGAAAGCACGUGGAAUAUCGCGGGACACCCUUCCAUAUAAGGCUACAUGGCAGCCAUUUUUCUCUUGGUAUGGGUUAUUCUUCAAUGUCCUCAUCAUCUUCACCCAAGGCUUCACUGCCUUCAUUCCCACAUUCAGUGUCACCGACUUCUUCAUCAACUAUCUCAGUCUUAUAUUGUUCGUUGUAUUAUACGUCGGUCACAAAAUCGCUUUCCGCACAGAAUUCGUGAAGCCAAUUGAGGCCAAUAUCGACACUGGUCUAUGUGAAGACUGA